GCUGCAGACUCCCUCCUUCUUACUGUCUGUGAGAUCGACAGUCUGCAGGUCUGCAGUCGGGUCUCAGCUCAGUGAGACCCUACUGCAGGAAACAAGCAAGGGGACCUCGGGGAGCUCGGAGCUGCCAAGGCACGGUAGCCCUGCCCUGUCUUGAGAGCUCCCCUCCCAAGGUCAGAGACCAAGCAGGUGCAGAGGCACUGCAACAGCUUGUUGCCCAGCCUCCUGAGUGAUGCCAGCCCAGUUGUUCCUAAUCUCCAGACUGGGCCUCUUGGUACUGCUGGGCACAGUCAGAGCAGGCCCUUUCGCUCCACGGUCCAAUGUGACUCUCCCAGCUCCACGUCCUCCUCCCCGGCCUGGAGGCCGCACAGUGGAGUCCAUAGGGGGAAGCCCCUCUUCUCAGCUUUAUGAGCACACUGUGGAAGGAGGGGAGAAGCAGGUGGUUUUCACCCACCGCAUCAACCUGCCCCCUUCAACUGGCUGUGGUUGUCCCCCGGGCACAGAGCCCCCAGUCUCUGCCUCAGAGGUGCAGGCCCUGAAGGUCCGGCUAGAGAUCCUGGAGGAGCUGGUGAAGGGGCUCAAGGAACAGUGCACUGGGGGAUGUUGUCCUGCCUCGGCCCAGGCAGGCACAGGCCAGACAGAUGUUCGCACUCUCUGCAGUCUCCAUGGCGUGUUUGACCUGAGCCGCUGUGCCUGCUCCUGUGAGCCAGGCUGGGAUGGGCCCACCUGUUCAGACCCCACAGGCCCUGGCAUUCUCCCAUCCUCCCCACCCUCAGCCUCUGGGUCCUGCCCAGAUGACUGCAACGAUCAGGGUCGCUGUGUCCGGGGGCGCUGCGUAUGCUUCCCCGGUUACAGCGGCCCCAGCUGUGGCUGGCCCUCCUGCCCCGGGGACUGCAAUGGCCGUGGGCGCUGCGUGCAGGGGGUGUGCGUGUGCCGGGCCGGCUUCUGGGGCGACGACUGCAGCCUGCGCUCCUGCCCCGGGGGCUGCAGCCAGAGGGGACGCUGCGAGGACGGCCGCUGCGUGUGCGACCCCGGCUACACUGGCGACGACUGCGGGAAGCGCAGCUGCCCCCGGGGCUGCAGCCAGAGGGGACGCUGCGAGGACGGCCGCUGCGUGUGCGACCCCGGCUACACUGGCGACGACUGCGGCUCGCGGAGCUGCCCGUGGGACUGCGGCGAGGGCGGUCGCUGCGUGGACGGCCGCUGUGUGUGCUGGCCCGGCUACGCGGGCGAGGACUGCGGCACCCGGACGUGUCCCCGAGCCUGCCGGGGCCGCGGGCGCUGCGAGGACGGCGAGUGCAUCUGCGACGCGGGCUACAGCGGGGACGACUGCGGCGUGCGCAGCUGCCCGGGGGACUGCAACCAAAGGGGCCGCUGCGAGGACGGGCGCUGCGUGUGCUGGCCCGGGUACACGGGGCCCGACUGCGGCUCGCGCGCCUGCCCCCGCGACUGCCGGGGCCGCGGGCGCUGCGAGAACGGCGUGUGCGUGUGCCACGCGGGCUACAGCGGCGAGGACUGCGGCGUGCGCAGCUGUCCCGGGGAUUGUCGCGGCCGGGGCCGCUGCGACAAUGGCCGCUGCAUGUGCUGGCCCGGGUACACGGGCCGGGACUGCGGCACGCGCGCCUGCCCUGGCGAUUGCCGGGGCCGCGGGCGCUGCGUGGACGGCCGCUGUGUGUGCAACCCUGGCUUCGCGGGCGAGGACUGCGGAAGUCGUCGGUGCCCUGGGGACUGCCGCGGGAGCGGCCGCUGCGAGGAUGGCGUGUGCGUGUGCAACGCGGGCUACGAGGGAGCGGACUGUGGCGCGCGCAGCUGCCCAGGUGGUUGCCACGGCCGCGGCCAGUGCCUGGACGGGCGCUGCGUGUGCGACGAUGGCUACUCGGGCGAGGACUGCAGCGUAAGGCGGUGCCCGCGCGACUGUAGCCAGCACGGCGUGUGCCAGGACGGUGUGUGCACCUGCUGGGAGGGCUACGCAGGCGAGGACUGCGGCCUCCGUACCUGCGCCUCCAACUGCCACCAGCGGGGCCGCUGUGAGGAUGGGCGCUGCAUCUGCGACCCAGGCUACACUGGCCCCUCCUGUGCCACCCGCACCUGCCCCGCCGACUGCCGGGGCCGCGGGCGCUGUGUGCAGGGAGUGUGCGUGUGCCACGUGGGCUAUAGCGGCCGGGACUGUGGGCAGGAAGAGCCUCCCGCCAGCGCCUGCCCUGGGGGCUGCGGGCCCCGGGAACUGUGCCGCACCGGGCAGUGUGUGUGCGUCGAGGGCUUUCGAGGACCGGACUGUGCCAUUCAGAUGUGCCCUGGGGACUGCCGUGGCAGAGGAGAGUGUCGUGAGGGCAGCUGUGUCUGUCAAGAUGGCUAUGCCGGGGAAGACUGUGGGGAAGAGGUGCCAGCCAUUGAGGGCAUGAGGAUGCACCUCUUGGAGGAAACGACGGUUCGGACAGAGUGGACCCGGGCUCCUGACACUGUGGAUGCCUAUGAAAUUCAGUUCAUUCCCACGACCGAGGGGGUGAGCCCCCCAUUCACAGCUCGGGUACCCAGCUCUGCCUCAACCUAUGACCAGAGAGGACUGGCUCCCGGUCAGGAGUACCAGGUCACAGUCCGUGCUCUUCGAGGGACUAGCUGGGGCCCUCCUGCCUCCAAGACCAUCACCACCAUGAUCGAUGGCCCACAAGACCUCCGAGUGGUGGCUGUGACACCAACCACACUGGAGCUCAGCUGGCUGCGACCGCAGGCUGAGGUGGACCGAUUCGUGGUGUCCUAUGUCAGUGCUGGCAACCAGAGGGUGCGGCUGGAAGUGCCUCCUGAGGCAGAUGGGACGCUGCUAACUGACCUGAUGCCAGGCGUGGAAUAUGUCGUGACCGUCACGGCAGAGCGGGGCCGGGCAGUAAGCUACCCGGCUUCUGUCAGGGCCAACACAGGGUCCUCUCCCUCAGGCCCCUUGGGGGCCACUGAUGAGCCUCUUCCCUCAGGCCCUUCAACAACGCAAGGGGCCCGGGCCCCUGAACUGCAGCAGCGCCCCCAGGAGCUAGGAGAGUUGAGGGUGCUGGGCAGAGACAAGACGGGGAAGCUCCGUGUCGCCUGGACUGCUCAGCCUGACACGUUUGCCCACUUCCAGCUGCACCUCCGGGUGCCUGAGGGGCCAGGGCCACAUGAGGAGCUCCUGCCCGGGGAUGUCCGCCAGGCUCUGGUGCCCUCGCCCCCUCCUGGAGUCCCCUAUGAGCUGUCACUGCGUGGGGUCCCCCCGGAGGGCGAGCCCUCUGCCCCUCUCAUCUACCAAGGCAUUAUGGACAGGGAUGGGCCGAAGCCUGGGAAGCCUUCUGCCCCACCACGCCUGGGUGAGCUAGCAGUGACUGACCAGACCUCUAGCUCCCUGCUCCUGCGCUGGACAGUCCCAGAGGGCGAGUUCGACUCCUUUGUGAUCCAGUACAAGGACAGGAACGGACCCCAGGUGGUGCCUGUGGAGGGGUCCCAGCGCUCAGCCCUCAUCACCAACCUGGACCUGGGACGCAAGUACAAAUUCCUGCUCUAUGGGCUCCUGGGCAAGAAGAGGCACAGCCCUCUGGUGGCUGAAGCCAAGAUUUUGCCGCCGAGUGAUCCCAGCCCAGCAACUCCACCCCGCCUCGGAAAGCUGUGGGUGACAGAUCCUACACCAGACUCCCUGCACCUCUCCUGGACUGUCCCCGAGGGCCAGUUUGACUCCUUCGUAGUACGAUACAGGGACGGGGAUGGACAGCCCCAGGUGAUGCCCGUGGAGGGGCCUGAGCGCUCAGUCAUCGUCUCCUCCCUGGACCCUAACCACAAGUACAGAUUCACUCUGUUCGGGAUUGCCAACAAGAAGCAGCAUGGCCCCCUCACAGCUGAUGGCACCACUACAUCGGAGAAGAGAGAGGAAUCCCUCUACCCAGAGUCCCCAGCGCAGCCCCUGCUGGGGGAGCUGAUGGUGACUGAUGCAACCCCAGACUCCCUGCGCCUGUCCUGGACAGUGACCCAGGGCUCCUUCGACUCCUUUGUGGUCCAGUACAAGGAUGCACAGGGGCAGCCCCAGGCAGUGCCUGUCAGGGGGGAUGAGAAUGAGGUCACCAUCCCUGGCUUGGAGUCCCACCGGAAGUAUAAGAUGAACCUCUAUGGGCUUCAUGGCAGGCAGCGUGUGGGGCCUGUGUCUGUGGUGGCCACCACAGCCCCUCAGGACGUUGUAGAGGAGACUCCUAGUGCCACCGAGGUGGAGGAGACCCCCACGCCUACAGAACCCAGCACGGAGGCCCCAGAGCCCCCCGAGAAGCCCCUCCUGGGAGAGCUGACAGUGACGGGAUCCUCCCCAGACUCCCUGAGCCUCUCCUGGACCGUCCCUCAGGGCCACUUUGACUCCUUCACUGUCCAGUACAAGGACAGGGACGGGCGGCCCCAGGUGGUGCAUGUCCCGGGCGACGAGAGUGAGGUGACCGUUGGGGGUCUGGAGCCGGGACGCAAGUACAAGAUGCACCUGUAUGGCCUGGACAGGAGGCGGCGCGUGGGCCCCGUGUCCACCGUGGGCCUGACCGCUCCACAACUGGAAGAGACUCCAGCCACAGAGCCCCCUCUGGAGCCACGCCUGGGAGAGCUGACAGUGACAGAUGUGAUGCCCAGCUCCAUGGGCCUCGAAUGGACAGUCCCUGAAGGCCAAUUUGACUCCUUCGUGGUCCAGUACAAGGACAGGGACGGGCAGCCCCAGGUGGUGCCUGUGGCCGCAGACCAGCGCAAGGUCACCAUCCCUGGCCUGCACCCUGCCCACAAAUACAAGAUGAAUUUCUACGGGCUCCAUGAUGGGCAGCGCAUGGGCCCCCUCUCUGUGGUAGCUGUGACUGCUCCCCUCCCACCAGCCCCAGCCACAGAGUCCCUCCAAGAGCCACAGCUGGGGGAGCUGACAGUGACAGACGUGACCCUGGACUCUGUUAGCCUCUCGUGGACAGUCCCCGAGGGUGAAUUCGACUCCUUCGUGGUCCAGUACAAGGACAGAGAUGGACAGCCCCGGGGGGUGCCUGUGGCCGCAGACCAGCGUGAGGUCACCGUCCCUGGCCUGGAACCCAGCAGGAAGUACAGAUUCCUGCUCUACGGGCUUCAGAAUGGGAAGAGACGCAGUCCAGUCUCUGUGGAGGCAAAGACAGCUUCCCAAGGUGACGCCAGCCUCGGGGCCACACCCCAGCUCGGGGAGCUGUGGGUGACAGAUCCCACCCAGGACUCGCUGCGCCUCUCCUGGACAGUCCCUGAGGGCCACUUUGACUCCUUUGUGGUCCAGUUCAAGGACAGGGAUGGGCCCCGGGUGGUGCCCGUGGAGGGCCACAAGCGCUCGGUCACAAUUACCCCUCUGGAUGCUGGCCGCAAGUACAGAUUCCUCCUUUAUGGGCUCCUGGGCAAGAGCCGCCAUAGCCCCCUCACUGCCGAGGGCACCACAGAGCCCUGGAGUGAUGUGGAUGAUGCUAGAACAAAGCAUCCCCCAAAGCCCCAUCUUGGGAAGGAGCUACAGGUGACCAGCAUGACAGCAGACUCUGUGAGCCUCGCAUGGACAGUCCCUGAGGGCCACUUUGACUCCUUUGUGGUCCAGUACAAGGACAAGGAUGGGCAGCCCCAGGUGGUGCCUGUGGAGGGCAGCCUCAGGGAGGUUAGCAUCUCGGGCCUGGAUCCGGCCCGCAGGUAUAAGCUGCUUCUCUACGGGCUACACCAAGGGAAACGUGUGGGUCCCAUCUCUACCAUCGCCUUGACUGUGCCCAGAGAACCUAUGAAAGCCGAGGCCCUAAGUCCUCGAAGGCCUGAGCCUCGCUUAGGGGAGGUGACUGUGGAGGAAGCCACGCCAGACACGUUGCAUCUCUCCUGGACUGUGAUGGAGGGCGAAUUUGACUCCUUUGAAGUCGAGUACACAGACGAAGAUAGGCAACUCCAAGUAGUCAGGUUAGAUGGUGACCGGAAUGACAUCAUCCUCUCUGGCCUGGAAUCUGACCACAGAUACCUAGUGAACCUGUAUGGUUUCCAUGGCCAGCAGCGAGUGGGUCCUGCCCACAUCGAAGCCCUGACAGUCCCAAGGGAAGAGGAGGAUGAACCUUCAGAGCCUCCCAUCAAGCCACACCUGGGGGAGCUGGCAGUGACCAAAGCUACCCCCAACUCCCUGCACCUGUCCUGGACCAUCCCCGAGGGCCAGUUUGACCACUUCCUGGUCCAGUACAAGAAUGGGGAUGGGCAGCCCAAGGCGGUGAGGGUGCCAGGGCAUGAAGACGGGGUCACCAUCUCAGGCCUGGAGCCAGACCACAAGUACAAGAUGAACCUGUAUGGCUUCCACGGUGGCCAGCGCAUGGGCCCCAUCUCUGCCAUUGGGGUGACAGCUGCAGAAGAAGAGAUGCCAACCCCCACCGAGGUAGAGGAGACCCCCAGCCCCACAGAACCCAGCACAGAGGCCCCAGAGCCCCCCAAGGAGCCCCUCCUGGGGGAGCUGACGGUGACGGGAUCCUCCCCAGACUCCCUGAGCCUCUCCUGGACCGUCCCCCAGGGCCACUUUGACUCCUUCACUGUCCAGUACAAGGACAGGGAUGGGCGGCCCCAGGUGGUACGUGUCCCGGGCGACGAGAGUGAGGUGACCGUUGGGGGUCUGGAGCCGGGACGCAAGUACAAGAUGCACCUGUAUGGCCUGGACAGGGGGCGGCGCGUGGGCCCCGUGUCCACCGUGGGCCUGACCGACCCUGAAGGGGAGCCCCUUACCAGCACCCUUCUGAAGCCGCACCUGGGAGAGCUGACCGUGAUGGACACCACCCCUGACUCCCUGCACCUGUCCUGGACUGUCCCCAAGGGCCAGUUUGACCACUUCCUGAUCCAGUACAAGAAUGGGGAUGGGCAGCCCAAGGCAGUGAGGGUGCCCGGGCAUGAGGACAGAGUCACCAUCUCAGGCCUGGAGCCAGGCCACAAGUACAAGAUGAACCUGUAUGGCUUCCACCACAGCCAGCGUGUGGGCCCUGUCUCAGCUGUUGGUUUAACUGCUCCAGGAAAGGACCAUGAAAUACCAGCCCCCACAGACCCACCCACCACGACUCCCAAGCCUUCCAUCAAGCCACACCUGGGGGAGCUGGCAGUGACCAAAGCUACCCCCAACUCCCUGCACCUGUCCUGGACCAUCCCCGAGGGCCAGUUUGACCACUUCCUGGUCCAGUACAAGAAUGGGGAUGGGCAGCCCAAGGCGGUGAGGGUGCCAGGGCAUGAAGACGGGGUCACCAUCUCAGGCCUGGAGCCAGACCACAAGUACAAGAUGAACCUGUAUGGCUUCCACGGUGGCCAGCGCAUGGGCCCCAUCUCUGCCAUUGGGGUGACAGCUGCAGAAGAAGAGAUGCCAACCCCCACCGAGAUAGAGGAGACCUCCAGCCCCACAGAACCCAGCACAGAGGCCCCAGAGCCCCCCAAGGAGCCCCUCCUGGGGGAGCUGACGGUGACGGGAUCCUCCCCAGACUCCCUGAGCCUCUCCUGGACCGUCCCCCAGGGCCACUUUGACUCCUUCACUGUCCAGUACAAGGACAGGGAUGGGCGGCCCCAGGUGGUACGUGUCCCGGGCGACGAGAGUGAGGUGACCGUUGGGGGUCUGGAGCCGGGACGCAAGUACAAGAUGCACCUGUAUGGCCUGGACAGGGGGCGGCGCGUGGGCCCCGUGUCCACCGUGGGCCUGACCGAAUAUGAAGCUGUGACCACCCAAGCCCCAUCCACCAUGUCCUCUGAGCCUCCCAUCAAGCCACACCUGGGGGAGCUGGCAGUGACCAAAGCUACCCCCAACUCCCUGCACCUGUCCUGGACCAUCCCCGAGGGCCAGUUUGACCACUUCCUGGUCCAGUACAAGAAUGGGGAUGGGCAGCCCAAGGCAGUGAGGGUGCCAGGGCAUGAAGACGGGGUCACCAUCUCAGGCCUGGAGCCAGACCACAAGUACAAGAUGAACCUGUAUGGCUUCCACGGUGGCCAGCGCAUGGGCCCCAUCUCUGCCAUUGGGGUGACAGCUGCAGAAGAAGAGACGCCAACCCCCACCGAGGUGGAGGAGACCCCCAGCCCCACAGAACCCAGCACAGAGGCCCCAGAGCCCCCCAAGGAGCCCCUCCUGGGGGAGCUGAUGGUGACGGGAUCCUCCCCAGACUCCCUGAGCCUCUCCUGGACCGUCCCCCAGGGCCACUUUGACUCCUUCACUGUCCAGUACAAGGACAGGGAUGGGCGGCCCCAGGUGGUACGUGUCCCGGGCGACGAGAGUGAGGUGACCGUUGGGGGUCUGGAGCCGGGACGCAAGUACAAGAUGCACCUGUAUGGCCUGGACAGGGGGCGGCGCGUGGGCCCCGUGUCCACCGUGGGCCUGACCGGCCCCCAGGAUGAGGUGGAGGAGACCCCCAGCCCCACAGAACCCAGCACAGAGGCCCCAGAGCCCCCCAAGGAGCCCCUCCUGGGGGAGCUGACGGUGACGGGAUCCUCCCCAGACUCCCUGAGCCUCUCCUGGACCGUCCCCCAGGGCCACUUUGACUCCUUCACUGUCCAGUACAAGGACAGGGAUGGGCGGCCCCAGGUGGUACGUGUCCCGGGCGACGAGAGUGAGGUGACCGUUGGGGGUCUGGAGCCGGGACGCAAGUACAAGAUGCACCUGUAUGGCCUGGACAGGGGGCGGCGCGUGGGCCCCGUGUCCACCGUGGGCCUGACCGAAUAUGAAGCUGUGACCACCCAAGCCCCAUCCACCAUGUCCUCUGAGCCUCCCAUCAAGCCACAUCUGGGGGAGCUGGCAGUGACCAAAGCUACCCCCAACUCCCUGCACCUGUCCUGGACCAUCCCCGAGGGCCAGUUUGACCACUUCCUGGUCCAGUACAAGAAUGGGGAUGGGCAGCCCAAGGCGGUGAGGGUGCCAGGGCAUGAAGACGGGGUCACCAUCUCAGGCCUGGAGCCAGACCACAAGUACAAGAUGAACCUGUAUGGCUUCCACGGUGGCCAGCGCAUGGGCCCCAUCUCUGCCACUGGGGUGACAGCUGCAGAAGAAGAGACGCCAACCCCCACCGAGGUGGAGGAGACCCCCAGCCCCACAGAACCCAGCACAGAGGCCCCAGAGCCCCCCAAGGAGCCCCUCCUGGGGGAGCUGACGGUGACGGGAUCCUCCCCAGACUCCCUGAGCCUCUCCUGGACCGUCCCCCAGGGCCACUUUGACUCCUUCACUGUCCAGUACAAGGACAGGGAUGGGCGGCCCCAGGUGGUACGUGUCCCGGGCGACGAGAGUGAGGUGACCGUUGGGGGUCUGGAGCCGGGACGCAAGUACAAGAUGCACCUGUAUGGCCUGGACAGGGGGCGGCGCGUGGGCCCCGUGUCCACCGUGGGCCUGACCGGCCCAGACACGAAACCUCCCAGCCUUGGGGAGCUGAUAGUGACAGACGUGACCCCGGACUCCAUUAGCCUCUCGUGGACGGUCCCCGAGGGUGAAUUCGACUCCUUCGUGGUCCAAUAUAAGGACAGGGAUGGGCAGCCCCGGGGGGUGCCUGUGGCCGCAGACCAGCGUGAGGUCACCAUCCCUGGCCUGGAGCCCAGCAGGAAGUACAGGUUCCUGCUCUACGGGCUGGCGGGCAGGAAGCGCUUGGGCCCCAUCUCUGCCGACAGCAGCACAGCUCCCCUGGAGAAGGAGCAGCAGCACCCACCCCGCCUCGGAGAGCUGACAGUGAUAGAUGAGACCCCCAACUCCCUGAGCCUCUCAUGGACGGUAGCCCAGGGCCUCUUUGAUUCCUUUGUGGUCCAGUACAGGGACCCAGCUGGGCAGCCCCGGGCAGUGCCUGUGGCCAAAGACCAGCGGGACGUCACCAUACAGGGCCUGGAGCCUGGCAGGAAAUACAAAUUCCUGCUCUAUGGGAUCCACGGAAGACAGCACUUGGGCCCCAUCUCCGUCCUGGGAGUGACAGCCCCGGAAGCAGACACACCAGCCCCCUGGAGCCUGGCCACAGAGGCCCCUGAGCCCCCUGAAGGGCCCCACCUAAGGACACUGGCAGUGAGCGACAUAACCCCAGACUCUCUGCACCUGUUGUGGAAUGUGGCCCAGGGCCCCUUUGACUCUUUCGUGGUCCAGUAUCAGGACACAGAUGGGCAGCCCCAGGCCUUGCUCGUGGGUGGCAACCAGAACAAGGUCCUAGUGUCAGGCCUGGAGCCCAGCACCUCCUACCAGUUCUUCCUCUAUGGCCUCCAUGGAGGGAAGCGCCUGGGGCCUAUCUCAGCUGAGGGCACCACAGGGCCUGCUCCUGCCGGUCUGACCCCAGGGGAGCCAGGGCCCCGCCUGUCCCAGCUGUCAGUGACUGAUGUGACCACCAGUUCGCUGCGGCUCAACUGGGAGGCCCCAUCGGAGGCCUUUGAUUCCUUCCUGCUCCGUUUUGGGGUCCCAUCACCAAACACUCUAGAGCCCCACUCACGUCCCCUGCUGCAGCGGGAGUUGACGGUGCCCGGGACGCAGCGCUCAGCCGUGCUCCGGGACCUGCAUCCGGGGACCCUGUACAGCCUUACAUUGUAUGGGCUGCGUGGGCCCCAUAAGGCCGACAGCAUCCAGGGCACAGCCCGUACCCUCAGCCCCGUUCUGGAAAGCCCCCGGGACCUUCAGUUCAGGGAAAUCAGGGAAACGUCGGCCCAGGUCAGCUGGAUGCCUCCACCAUCCAGAGUGGACAGUUUCAAAGUUUCCUACCAGCUGGCAGAUGGAGGGGAGCCACAGAGUGUGCAGGUGGAUGGCCAAGCCCGGACCCAGAAACUCCAGGGGCUGAUGCCAGGCUCUCACUAUGAGGUGACCGUGGUCUCUGUCCGUGGCUUUGAGGAGAGUGAGCCUCUCACAGGCUACCUCACCACAGUUCCUGAUGGCCCCACCCAGCUCCGUGCACUGAACUUGACGGAGGGAUCAGCUCUGCUGCACUGGAAGCCUCCUCAGGCCCCCGUGGACACAUAUAACAUCCGUGUCACAGCCCCAGGGGACCCCCCACUGCAGGCCUCGGCCCCUGGCAGCGCGGUGGAGUACCCUCUGGGGGGCCUGAGGCUCCACACCAACUACACAGCGACUGUGCGUGGUCUCCGGGGCCCCAACCUCACCUCCCCAGCCAGCAUCACCUUCACCACAGGGCUGGAAGCCCCCCAGGACUUGGAGGCCAAGGAAGUAACCCCCCGCACGGCCCUGCUCACUUGGACUGAGCCCCAAGUCCCGCCGACUGGCUACCUGCUCAGUUUCAACGCCCUUGGUGGACAGACACAGGAGGUCCUGCUCCCAGGCGGGGCCACUUCUCACCAGCUUCUGGGCCUCUUUCCCUCCACCCCCUACAGCGUGUGGCUCCGGGCGGUGUGGGGCGGGAGCCUCGCGCCGCCGGUGUCCACCUCCUUCACCACUGGUGGACUUCGAGUCCCCUUCCCUCGGGACUGCGGGGAGGAGAUGCAGAACGGAGCCGGCGCCUCCAGGACCACCACCAUCUUCCUCAAUGGCAACCGCGAGCGGCCCCUCAAUGUGUUUUGUGACAUGGAGACCGACGGGGGCGGCUGGCUGGUGUUCCAGCGCCGCAUGGACGGACAGACAGACUUUUGGAGGGACUGGGAGGACUAUGCCCACGGCUUCGGCAACAUCUCUGGGGAGUUCUGGUUGGGCAACGAGGCCCUGCACAGCCUGACAAAAGCGGGCGACUACUCCAUGCGUGUGGACCUGCGGGCUGGGGACGAGGCCGUGUUCGCACAGUAUGACUCCUUCCGCGUAGACUCAGCUGCGGAGCACUACCGCCUUCAUCUGGAUGGCUACCACGGCACAGCAGGGGACUCCAUGAGCUACCAUAGUGGCAGUGUCUUUUCCGCCCGUGAUCGCGACCCCAACAACCUGCUCAUCUCCUGCGCGGUGUCAUACCGCGGGGCCUGGUGGUACAGGAACUGCCACUACGCCAACCUCAACGGGCUCUAUGGAAGUACAGUGGACCACCAGGGGGUGAGCUGGUACUACUGGAAGGGCUUCGAGUUCUCUGUGCCCUUCACGGAAAUGAAGCUCAGACCAAGAAGCUACCAGCCCCCAGCAGCCCAGGGAGGCUGACCACAGCUCACAUCUCCGGCGCCCCAGUAUGACUGCCGAGCACUGAGGGGUCGCGCUGAGAGAAGAGCCAGGGGCCACCCUCACUAUCCAGCCACCGGAGGAGGGAGCCUUCUCCAUCUGCGAUCUCACAGCACCAUGUUUACAGGGGGGAGGGAAGGGGUUUGUACGGGAGAAAUAAAAGGAGAAACUGAAGCACACA
This is a messenger RNA of Nyctereutes procyonoides (raccoon dog), 12242 nucleotides long. It is a transcript of the gene TNXB, whose product is annotated as tenascin XB. The record is from RefSeq and is a predicted model, not a curated record. Bases 230 to 12043 code for a protein of 3937 amino acids. Gene Ontology annotation, molecular function: protein binding. The transcript has 41 exons. NCBI's taxonomy places the organism in Eukaryota, Metazoa, Chordata, Mammalia, Carnivora, Canidae.